This is a messenger RNA of Corythoichthys intestinalis (scribbled pipefish), 3970 nucleotides long. RefSeq names its product SET domain containing 4 (gene setd4). Bases 261 to 1628 code for a protein of 455 amino acids. Gene Ontology annotation, biological process: peptidyl-lysine trimethylation; peptidyl-lysine monomethylation. The transcript is spliced from 13 exons. NCBI's taxonomy places the organism in Eukaryota, Metazoa, Chordata, Actinopteri, Syngnathiformes, Syngnathidae. Gene Ontology annotation, molecular function: protein-lysine N-methyltransferase activity. The record is from RefSeq and is a predicted model, not a curated record.
AUCCGCGACACAUUCUAAAAUAUGUCGCGGCAUAAGCGAAGCACUCGUGAACAUUUUCUCUUUUCACUCGGGACAUGGCACGACUCCACUUCGCUUUAACGACAUCUGUCGAAUUGAUAUGAAGAUAAAUUGUUCAUACCAACGCUCCCACGAGGAUAAUCGUCUGCAUUUGAUCCAGAGCGCAUGCCCCAAAACACAGGAGCAUGUGUAUUAUCAGUAGAACCUAUUCAGGAUCGGAUGAACUACAUGGAGAGAAUUAAAUGACGCUUUUAUUUAGUCCAGGAAUAAUCAUGGGUCGGCGUGGACGAGCGUCAAGAAAGAGGACAAAGAAACGCGAUGGCACGCUCCAAUCAGUCUCACUGAGCCACCAGCCAGAGUAUGUGGCGCUCCUCAGGUUUGUCCACCAGCGAGGAUUCACAUCAAAACUACUGAAACCCGCCUUCUUCUCUGACACAGGCCGAGGUUUGCAAGCUUUUAAGAGUGUAAAGCCCAAUCAACUGUUGGUUUCUCUCCCUGAGUCUUGUCUGCUCACAACAUCAACCGUGCUGGACAGCUACCUUGGCCACUACAUGAAGCGCAGCUGGCAGCCUCGCAUCUCGCCUCUGUUGGCUCUCUGUGUCUUCCUUGUGUGUGAGCGGCACAGAGGACCUGACGCCGACUGGUCACCGUACAUCCACAUCCUUCCUGCCUCGUACACGUGUCCUGCCUAUUUUGCCGAUGACGUCACAUCGCUUCUGCCCGUUGGACUGCGGCGCCGAGCUAUACAACAGAAGGAUGCUGUGCGGGAAAUCCACUCGUCCAAUCAGGACUUUUUUAGGACUUUGCAGCCAAUCCUUAGUCAGCCUGUCGAGGAUGUGAUGACGUUUGAAGCGCUAAGGUGGGCUUGGUGCAGUGUCAACACCCGCUCUGUUUUUAUGCGUCAACCGUCCAACAAAUUCCUGUGUGGAGAAGAUGAUUACGCGUUAGCGCCCUUUUUAGAUUUGCUUAACCACCGGCCUGAUGUGCAGGUGAAAGCAGGUUUCAACCACGAGACAAAAUGUUAUGAAAUCAGGAGCGUUUGUGGGACGGCGCGUUUCCAGCAGGCCUUCAUCAACUACGGUCCACAUGACAACCAGUCCCUGCUAAUGGAGUACGGCUUUGUCGCCUCUGGAAACCCACACAGUCUGGUCUACGUAGACACAGAAAUUCUGUGUGAGGUUGUAAAUGGCAACACAACAAAUCUGGAGCAGAGGAUGAAGUUCCUCACAGACAACAACUUUCUCAAUAAUCUGAGCAUUAGUGGCGAAGGUCCCAACUGGCGAUUGAUGACCACGCUCAGACUGAUGUCACCUCAAACUCUCUUCUACCAGUGGAAGGCGGUGUUGCUUGGCCAGAUGGUAGGCAAAGAGGUUGAGCGUUGGAGCAUACGGAUGGCGGUGGCGUUGAGCCAAAAACUCCUACAAGACACGCUCACAAUUUUAGAUACGAUUUCCAGACAUCUCCAACAGGGAGAGCCGUCGCUGAAGCAGCAGCUGCAUGUGGUUGAGUCACUACUGCAGGAGGAGAAAUGCAUCCUAGGAAGAUGCCUUAGUUCACUGAGAAGCGCUCAAGUCGAGGCGACAAAAAUCGAUGAGAACAAUGCAAGCUAACAUUAAUGGAUGUGCUGCAGUCACGCAUAGGUUCAACUCUUAAAUUAGCAUCAAUGAGGAACGUUAUCAGAAACGAAGAAAAAGACAUUUCCUGGAAGGACUUUAUUGAGCAUAGUAACACAAAAUCAAGGGUAUUGUGAGAGCACAUCAUGUUCUUGCGGUUACAAAACAAAAAACAAAGGUUUCAGUUAUUGGUCCUGCUCCCACUGGCCCCAUCAGAAUAGACUCACCCUACAGUCAGAGCUUGAUUUGUGCCGGCUCCAAUAAGUCCGAUCAGCCACCUUAUUGACUUGCUCAGUUCAAACUUAGAUUUAUAGACCUUGCUAGAAUUAUGGUAUUAGAGUAUUAAGCUGCGUUCAUACCACCUAACUACUUGCUGGAGACAGUGGCAGAACAGGUGUUCCCAAAUUCGUCCCUACACAUUGAGUCACCAAUGCCCAGUGCGCUUUCACACACAUGAGCACAUCAGUUAAAAGCAGCGAGUACCAACUAUUUUAAUUUUUAUUUAGUCUUAUUUGAACUUUUUACUGCCUGAAAAUACUUCUGGCAUGUUUUCCUGUCAUAGCUUUAAGUUUUGUGUUUUCUUGUGGUAGGCUGGUAGCUUUACAGCAGUGUUGAUCUGUUGACUACAUUAGUCACUUAGUGUAUGUAUACUGGCUACUGGAUCCCUGGCUACUUCGCGCCCUCGGUCCAUUGCAGAUUUUUUUUUUUUUUUUUUUCAAUUUAAAAAACAAACAAAAAAACAUGAGCUGUCCAAAGCCGAUUGCGUAGUCUAACUCUCCCUCCCCCACUCUCCCUGCUCUUUGUUAGCUUGAGCACUGGAGUAAUUAUUUAUCGAUGUUGACAGAUGUUUGGGUUUGAUCUUGCCACAGACGCUUGUAAGCCAAAGCUUCAAAACGCUGCAUGCGUCAAUCAUAGUAGGGCUGCAGCUAUCGAAUAUUUUAGUAAUCGAGUAAUCGACUGAAAAUUCUAUCGAUUAAUCGAGUAAUUGGAUAAAACAAAUAUAUUUUUAGGUGAAGAGCAAUUAUAUACAUGAGAAAACAAGACAUUUCAUCUAAUCUUGAACCAUUUUCAGUCAAUCAAUGUGUUUAUUUUCGAUGUAUAUUGUUGAAAACAGCCAACAAUUGCAUCUCUGAUGUAACUACAAUAAAAAAAAAUAAAAAAUAAAAAAAAAAGACUAAUUCACUGCUUUCACUCAAAAAACUUUUAGAUCUUAUUUAAAAAAAAAAUCUUACCUAAAAAUGCCGUUACGCUUGAUAACACACAUCACUUAAAAGUUAGGAUUUUUCCCACGUGUUUCAAUUGAAUUUCUAUUUGUGUCAAGCCAUUUUUAAGUUCUAGUUAUGUUUUAAGUUAGUCUAAACUGUAAGUCCUGAUAGGAUUUUGAGUUUUUGCAGUGUUCAAAAUAAAUAUAUGAUACAGGCUGUAUUGGAGCACAUUAGGGACCAGUGCUACUUGGUGUUUUAUCCAGCAAUGACUACUGAGCUAAAAUUGAUAGUUAGCAUUAUUAAGUUUUUAUUUUACAUCACUCCUCAUCACUCCACAAUGCUAUGUUAUGUUAAAGCCUGUAUGUAAGACACGUUAGCCACACAUCGACAGUGGUCAUAAUUAAUAGAAACCUAGCCCUCUGCAGGGCUAACGUUACGUGAGCUAGUAGUGACAGUAACGUUAAUCUUAUUUAUUAGCGCUUAGCGCUCUUUAUUAGCGCUUAGCGCUCUACUGCUUUAAGAUGGCAGCUGUUUACCAACGCUGCCCAGACGCGGCCGAGUCUGUCAUUUCGCAUUUAGUUCAACAUACAUGUGAUCUCUACGAGACGCAUCAGACGCUACCUGCUACCAACUUAGCAUCGUGUGGGCUAGUAUUUAGCAACGUCGGCGUCGUUUGUAGCGGCUGACGGCUGCAGUAAGUCCCCCCCCCCCCCCCCAUUCUUCCUCUCCGCACGUGACAUCAGCGCGUUGUCCGGCAUUAAAAGUAGUCCGAGCAAAACGUGAUGCUUAGAGCUGUCAAAAUAAACGAUUACUCGAGGUGAAUAAAAUUACUCGGAUCAGUUUUUAAACUCUAGUUACUAGAGUUGCUCGAGUAUUCGUUUCAGCUCUAAAUCAUAGUUUAACUUGUUAAACAGUUGCUGUGGCAACUCCUUGUGUAUAAGUGAGCAGCUUGAGCGGAUUUGAGUGGACUCUCUCACUGGAGCAUUUAAUAAAGCAAAAAUUUGUUGUGUUGUUUAAAAAUAAUUCGGAGGGACAGUAACCUGUUGAAAACGUAUCCGAAUUAUUACAUUUGAAGUGCUAAAAAAACAUAUCCACACACUGUACAUAAUUUUUAAAAUUACUUUGGGGGGGGGG